AUGCCGGCCAACAAAGCCAACGACAUGACACACACCCAAUCUAAGCGUCUAUUCGCCGCCGAGUGUAUUGAAGGAGCAAAGGGCGAGGAAGUCAUUGAGGUGUACUCAGCAUACGUCAGCGCCGCCGACUCAGCAAAGGUUAUGGAGGAAGCGGAAGCACAGGAUUUGACCAAGCGUCUGUUUGUUGCCGCGUACAUUGAAGGAGCUCUGGGGGAGGAGGCCGUCGAGGCGUACCCGGCCUAUGUCAAUGUGGCUGACUCGAAGAAGGUGUUGGGAGAGUAA
Cladophialophora psammophila CBS 110553 is the source of this 282-nucleotide messenger RNA. RefSeq lists its product as uncharacterized. The record is from RefSeq and is a predicted model, not a curated record. The transcript has a single exon. NCBI's taxonomy places the organism in Eukaryota, Fungi, Ascomycota, Eurotiomycetes, Chaetothyriales, Herpotrichiellaceae. The coding region runs from base 1 to 282 and encodes 93 amino acids.